Acomys russatus (golden spiny mouse) is the source of this 1601-nucleotide messenger RNA. It is a transcript of the gene Crnn, whose product is annotated as cornulin. The transcript is spliced from 2 exons. The record is from RefSeq and is a predicted model, not a curated record. Gene Ontology annotation, molecular function: calcium ion binding; transition metal ion binding. Bases 36 to 1601 code for a protein of 521 amino acids. Gene Ontology annotation, cellular component: cytoplasm. Gene Ontology annotation, biological process: cellular response to cytokine stimulus; positive regulation of cell cycle G1/S phase transition; regulation of phosphatidylinositol 3-kinase/protein kinase B signal transduction. NCBI's taxonomy places the organism in Eukaryota, Metazoa, Chordata, Mammalia, Rodentia, Muridae.
CAUAAAGGGGCUUUUCGUAUCUUCCAGCUUCCCAGAUGCCUCAGCUGCUGCAAAACAUCCACGGGAUCAUCGAAGCCUUCAGGUGCUAUGCCAGGUCAGAGGGCGGCUGCAAAGUGCUCACGCGUGGGGAGAUGAAGAGGCUCCUGGAACAGGAGUUUGCCGAAGUCAUAGCGAAGCCCCAUGAUCCUGCGACGGUGGAUGAAGUCUUGCGCCUGUUGGAUGAAGAUAACACAAGGGCUGUAGAGUUCAAGGAAUUCCUAGUCUUAGUAUUUAAAGUUGCUCGGGCUUGCUUUGAGACACUGAAUGCGAGUCCUAGGGGUGAUUGCAUGUCUGACAAGUCUGAAAGCUGCUAUCCUGGAUCCUCAAAAGAGCUGGAGCAAGGCCAGAGAGGGAGCACUCAAGCGUCAAGGGAUGGAGCAGAGCAGUGCUGUGACAGCAAACGUGGACAGAGAGAUCAGGCUUCUGGAGGACAGGUCAGGGUGGCGACACCUCCCCAGAGUCAGGACAGCUACCCUACACAGGCCAGCAGUCACGACAGGCAGGCUGAACCACAGAGACAGGAGAUGGUAACCCAGCAAAUACAAGCGAUGGGACAGGUUGGGCAGAGAACAGAAGAUGAGAGUUGCGCCAAAGAGAGGAGGUCACAGCAGCCUCUGCGGAUUAGUCAACAGACAGAUGAGAUCACGGCUGGAACCGCAACUCAGACCCAAGCAGGCACCUUCUACACGCAGGAGUCCGCCUGUGACCAGAACAGAGACAGUAACAGCCAUGGGCGAGCCAGGGGCCAGGAAGACCAAGCUUCCACACAGCACUACCAGGCACGGGAAGGGUCUCAUACUCAGAUACACACCCAGACAGUAGAACAGGGUUGGGGGCAGCAAACAGGGAGUGGCAGAAUCCAGACACAGGGAUCCAUUUUUGACCAGAACAGAGAGACUGAGACUCAAGUCCAAGACAGGAACGAGGGAAGGCAGGUUGUUAAAGAACACGACCAGGCACAGGCAGAGUCAUAUACUCAGACACACACCCAGACGUCGGAACAAGGCAGGAGGCAGCAGGCAGGAAAUAGCAGUAUUCAGACACAUGGAGCCAUCUAUGGACAAAACAGAGAGACUGAGAUCCAUGGUCAAGACAGCAUCCAGGCACGCCAGGUGGGGACAGGACACUGCCAGACACAGGAAGGGUCGUAUACUCAGACUUUGGAGCAGGACGAGAGCCUGUCCACAAGUCAAGUAGGGGACCGAGAAAAGGGACAGACCCAAGUACAGUCAUGUGUGGGCCAAAGCUGGACACCAGUACACAAUUAUGAUACAGGAGAGCCCGUGCUAGGAGGGCAGGUCCAGACUGAGACAAACACUGUGAAAGAAAGACAAGAGUGGAGUGGCAAUCACCCAAGUCUGACAGGAGAGCAGGGAGAGAGAGUGCCCACAAUGGUUAGAGAAGAAAGGGCCAAUGACCACACAAAGGAAAUGGUGACCCCAAGCCAGGAUGCUGGCAGCCUGCACUCUGGCAUCCCUUCAGCUCAGAUCCAGGAUACAGCACAGCUGGAGGAGGAGGAGAAAGGAGAAAGGAGUUCCUACUCGAAGACAGACCAGCCAUGA